AUGGAGAGAAAGAAAAUUAUUGAUUUUGGGUUGGCGUGGAGAAUUGGUAAUUGGCUGUCUGUGGAUGCGAAGAAUGAUCAUUGGAUCAAUUCGGCUAAUCUUAUGAAGCCUUCGGGUUUGCCGAAUAUCCCAAAUGGUUGCACUGUUAGUUUUUUCAUUGAUCAACAGAACAAGAGUUGGGACCGUGAUAAACUGGUGCAAGCCUUCUCCCCUCAUAAAGUUGAAAGUUAUUAUCAGGCCUGUAAAUUGGCGAACAUGAACACGGCUAGUUCAUCGGGUGUUGGGGAUAGUAACAGGUUAUGGAAGAAGAUAUGGAAAUGUCCAGUUCCGCCAAAAGUUAGGCACUUCCUGUGGCGCAUCUAUCAUCAAACGUUGCCUUGCAAUGCUAAUAUGGUUAAGAAGAUGAUUCGUGUCUCUAGUAACUGUACGAGAUGUGGUACUCGAAAGGAAACCGCUAUCCAUGCGUUAAAGCAAUGUGAGGAAGUUGGAGGCUUGUGGUUGUUAUCCCCUCUAUGUCUGAGAGCUGAUAAUUUACACUGUUUCGCUAAUUAA
Mercurialis annua (annual mercury) is the source of this 552-nucleotide messenger RNA. RefSeq lists its product as uncharacterized. The record is from RefSeq and is a predicted model, not a curated record. The transcript has 2 exons. The coding region runs from base 1 to 552 and encodes 183 amino acids. Lineage: Eukaryota; Viridiplantae; Streptophyta; Magnoliopsida; Malpighiales; Euphorbiaceae.